Molecule: messenger RNA, 3145 nt
Organism: Sus scrofa (pig)
Lineage: Eukaryota; Metazoa; Chordata; Mammalia; Artiodactyla; Suidae
Gene: PPP2R3B
Product: protein phosphatase 2 regulatory subunit B''beta
Biological process (GO): protein dephosphorylation
Cellular component (GO): protein phosphatase type 2A complex
Molecular function (GO): calcium ion binding; protein phosphatase regulator activity
Source: RefSeq, a predicted model, not a curated record
CCGCAUCGCUGCGGCCCUAGGGGCCCCUCGCUGGCGCGGGCCGUCCCCCGCAAAUCCCUCAAAGCGGAACGACUUCUAAGUGGGGCACCCGCGGUCCUCAACCGCUGUCCCCACCCCGGUCCCCACCCCGCUCCUGGGCGCCCCCCAGCGCCCUUGCACAGGCCCGGCCCGAGUUGUGGGCGCGGAUGGGAGGAUCGUGAUAACGCCACGCGUUGCGGGUGACGCACAACGCAGGCGACCUUCUAGGGGCGCGCGCCUCGGGCGCCCGUUUUGAAGCUGCCCUGAGCUGGGCGGGCCCUGCUGCGGUCCGAACGCCCGCCUCGCCCGGGCCCCGCGAGUCCACGCAGCCCCGGGGCGGGGCGCCGCCCCCCACCCCUUGCGCAGGAGCCCCACCCGGCCGGCGCCGCUCGCCCCGGACCCAGGACCCCGGACCCAGGACCCCAGACCCGCGACCCCCGCCGGCCGGCCGCCUUCACCCGGGACCUCCGGUCCGGAACCCUGACUCUGCCGGGCCCCGCCUCCUCCUCUGGCCCCGAAUCACGACUCCCUCGGACUCCCCUUUGGCGGCCGUAGCCCGCUCGGCGGUUCAUUCAGGCCCGAGUUCUGUCCGGGUCCCGGGCACGUGUGCGGGAGGAAGGGGGUCCCCCAGGAAGGGGGGCGCCGAGUCCCGGAGAUGCCGCCCGGCAAAGUCCUGCAGCCGGUCCUGAAGAUGAAGGUGGAUGAGCUCUUCCUGUGCUGGCUCAGCGAGCCCAGCACGCAGGCGAUGCUCCAGGACUGUUUGCAGAGGAUCAAGGUGCCCGGCAGGCCCGAGAGGGGCGGAGGAGACACGAGGCAGCCCGCGCCCCCGCUCGCCGCCCCAGCCCCGGCCUGCAGACCUCGCGGCCCCGGUAGCCUGGGCGCGCCCAGUCCGGCCCCGGCGUCCACCGCACUCCCAGUGGGAGCCGCCUCUAGUGCCCGGAGUGGGCCACCUGUUCGAGGGCCUCGUAGAUCCGCAGGGACCAGAGUAGUCCAGACCAAGAAGGAGGAGCCCCUGCCCCCGGCCGCCAGCCAGAGCAUCCCCGCCUUCUACUUCCCCCGCGGCCGCCCCCAGGACACCGUGAACAUCGAUGCCGUCAUUGCCAAGAUCGAGAGGACCUUCGCCCAGUUCCCGCACGAGAGGGCCACCAUGGAGGACAUGGGCAGAGUGGCCAAGGCCUGCGGCUGCCCGCUCUACUGGAAGGGGCCGCUUUUCUGCGGUGCGGGGGGAGAGCGCACCGGCUCCGUCUCCGUCCACAAGUUCGUCGCCAUGUGGAGAAAGGUCCUGCAGAACUGUCAUGACGAUGCUGCCAAGUUCGUCCAUCUGCUCAUGAAUCCCGGGUGCAACUACCUGGUGCAGGAGGACUUCAUCCCCUUCCUGCAGGACGUGGUGAACACCCACCCCGGCCUGGCCUUCCUGAAGGAGGCGUCCGAGUUCCAUUCCCGCUACAUCACCACCGUCAUUCAGAGGAUCUUCUACACCGUGAACAGGUCCUGGUCCGGGAGGAUCACCUGUGCAGAACUCAGGAGGAGCAGCUUCCUGCAGAACGUGGCGCUGCUGGAAGAGGAAGCGGACAUCAACCAGCUGACAGAGUUCUUCUCGUACGAGCACUUCUACGUCAUCUACUGCAAGUUCUGGGAGCUGGACACCGACCACGACCUGCUCAUCGACGCGCAGGACCUGGCCCGGCACAAUGACCACGCCAUUUCCAGCAGGAUGAUUGACAGGAUCUUCUCCGGAGCCGUCACGCGGUACGUCUCGGCCCCGCUGCUCUGCGCCUCCUCAGGGCUGUGGCCGCUUUCGCGCUGUGUCCACCUCUGCCGUUCGCCGCCCACGGGGGCGGCACGUUCAGUGCCUGCCAACGUCACAGGGAAGAAGGUGCAGAAAGGCGGCAAGAUAAGCUACGCGGACUUUGUCUGGUUUCUGAUCUCGGAGGAGGACAAGAAGACUCCCACCAGCAUCGAGUACUGGUUCCGCUGCAUGGACCUGGACGGGGAUGGGGCGCUGUCCAUGUUCGAGCUGGAGUACUUCUACGAGGAGCAGUGCCGCAGGCUGGACAGCAUGGCCAUCGAGGCCCUGCCCUUCGAGGACUGCCUCUGCCAGAUGCUGGACCUGGUGAAGCCCCAGAGUGAAGGGAGGAUCACGCUGAGCGACCUGAAGCGCUGCAAGCUCGCCGGCGUCUUCUUCGACACCUUCUUCAACAUCGAGAAGUACCUGGACCACGAGCAGAGAGAGCAAGCCUCGCUGCUCAGGGAGAGCGACAGCGAGGGCCCCGAGCUGUCCGACUGGGAGCGCUACGCGGCCGAGGAGUACGACCUGCUGGUGGCCGAGGAGGCCGUGGGCGAGCCGUGGGAGGAUGGGUACGACGCCGAGCUCAGCCCUGUGGACCAGAAGCUGAGUGCGCUGCGGUCUCCGCUGGCCCAGAGGCCCUUCUUCGAGACGCCGUCUGGCCUGGGCACCGUUGACCUGUACGAGUGCGGGGAUGACGACCUGCAGCCCUCGUGACCCGCCCGUGGGACGUCCGUGCGGCCCGCUGGAGGCAGCGACUUCUGUGUCGAAAGCAGACUGUUUGGUGGCUGAGCUGUGUCUUUUACAGAAAGUGAAGUGUGUUUGACGGAAUGAUAGUUGUUAUUUAUUCACGCGGAAGCUGGUCGGAGGCGGGCACGGAGGCGCGUGUCCCACCUGUCCUGGAGGGGCCAACGCGCACACAGGAACCCGGGCCUGGCCUGGGGGCCACCCACGUCCAGGGCGUCCCUGAAGAUGAGGACGGCCGCGGCCCCGCUGGCCGGCUCUUGUGUCCCGGUGUGUGGAGGCGCCCCCUUGUCCCUGCUGACAGCCAGCCCCAGAGGGGACCAGGCUGCUGUCCCUCGGGCUGGUCGGCGGGCAGGGGCCCGCAGGUGGGCGGUGGUCGUCAGGAACAUUCCAGGAGCCCCAGAAGCUUCCGUCCUGCACGAGCGUCCCCGGGAGGGCACGCCACCGCCACAGGGAGCACCCACGCCAGCUUCUGUGAACGUUGUUGUGUAAAUGUACAAAACAUGUAAAGUUACCUUUUAUUUGCCGUGCAGAGCUGUUUAAAAAUGUUUUAUGAGAUCACGUUUGUAUUUUCAAAUAAAGAAUUUACGGAUUUUC